CACUUUUAUUCAUGGACUCAAUAUAUAUUGGGUCUAAGUUCUAAGCACUGGGGACACAACACUGAGCAAUUGGGGGAGUAUGUAUGCUCCUGCCACCCGGUAUGUAGAGCCCAGAGAUGCUGUUUAACAUCCUACAAUACACGGGAUGGUCCCCCACCCCCACCCCCAACAACGAGUGAUCCACACAAACUAUCAGUAGUGCUGAAGUUAGGAAUCCUGACAGUAAAAACUGAAUCAAUUAUAGUGUAUGAUAUAAUGUGAGAGCUCCAUGGGAAGACAGCAGGGGAGGGGGGACUAGGCGUGAAGGUAGGCAGCCUCCAGGAUGGGACUGGUUGGUCCAGGAGGGCCUCAGUGAGCUGAUGUCACUUCUGUAAAAGACCUGGAGGAGGAGAGGGGGGACUCCAUGCACACAUCUGGGGAAGAUAGGUGUGUGCAAUAUUAUAAUAUGUGCACUCACCAAGAGUGAGUUCCAGGGGGCCCCAGAGUAGAGAAUGCCAUCGGAAGAGUCAGGGAAGUGGUGGCGAUCAUGGGGGACCUUGCCGGCUUUGAUGCUGAUGAGUGAGCUGGGGAUUGUUGAGCAGAAUGGCUGGAAGUGAUGUAUGUUAGAAAGGGCUCUCUCUGGCCCAAGCAUCGGGAAGGUAAGGGGGCAAGGAUGGAAGCCAGGAGAGUAGGUGGGAGGCGGGUGCUGUGAUCCAGGCACGAGAUGAUGUUGGUUUGGACAACAGGGGAGGUGUCGGAAGUGUUGAGAAGAGGCAGGACUCUAGAGAUGCUCCGAUGGCUGGGCCAAUGGAUUGGCUCAUGGGCUGGUCCUGUCCAUAUGGCAACAAGGGCAACUGUAGGGUUUGGGGUCUGGGACACUGGGGAGAUGUUGUGGCCAUCGGCAGCAUUCGGAGAAGCUGUAAAUGCAGUAGGUGGCAGGUAGAGCUCAGGAAUUCCAUUUUGGACAUCUGAAUUCCAAGAUGUCAGGUGAAGAUGUGCAGUAGGGAGCCAGAUAUGUGAGUCAGGAGUGACUUGGGAAAUCAUCAGCACGUGGAGAGUUACUGCAAGCUAUGGGGACUGGAGGAGGUCUCCAGCCAGCGAGUGUAGACAAUGAGAGUGUUUGGAAAAGGGGAUACCAUAGUCGUGGUGUGCAGAAUGGUGAGAGACGGGCAUGCUGACCGCCACGGGAAGGGAGCAGCUGUGUCUAAGGCCGCAGCGAGGUGCAGGAAGAUGGGACUGAGACAGGGCCUCCGGAUUCAUCGGCAAGGAUUUGAUUAUUUGUUACAUGGUGGUAACAAAGACCUGAAUGGGGCAGGCCUAAGGAAGCACAGAAAGCAGGGAGUCACCCGCUGUGACGCUUGAAAACAAGAUGCUGGGGGAAAGGAGCCAGAAGCAAAAGGCCUCCUCGUGGGUGAUGCCCUUUGUAUGAAGCUUGCGGGGCAGGCAAAUCCAAGCAGAAUGGUGGUUGCCAGGAGCUGGGAGUGAUGGGAGGAAUGGGGAGGGAUCGCAUACUGGGAACAGGGUCUCUUUGUGGGGUGAUGAAAUGUUCUGGAACUAAGAGGUUGUGGUCCCACAAUGUUGUGAAUGUAAUUAAUGGCAUGGAAGUGGACGGUUUAAAAUGGUUGUGAUGGUAAAUUUUACAUGAUGUGUAUUUUCCCACUAUAUACCUACUUACCUACCUCCGUACAUUCGCAAAGAGGGGCUUCGGAGAUGAGGAGCAGACCAGCUUUUUGCAAGUAGCUUGCUGGAAGGGGAGGAGGGACCUGGAGAGGUAGCUGGUGUAGGAAGUGGGCACAGAGCGAUUCUUGAGAGGAGAGCAACGUUGGUGCACUUGGAUGUGGUGUGAAGGAUGCACAGCUGGGCUCGAGAGCAACUAGGCAGGAGGGAGAGGAACUGGGAGGUACACCGGGGACAGGAAGACGCGGGGGUCGGGGGGAACCCUGUUCCAGCUCACACUUCAUUUAGCACGAGUUUACUGAGCACUCAGGGUGCUCUCCCUGUGGCCCCCAAAGCCCCCUUUGGCUUUUUCUCUCUCUCCAGCAUGCUCAGUUCCGAGAGCCCUCAAUAGCGGGAUUCGGGGGACUCAAUCUCAGUUGCCAAAGUGUCCAAAGGAGCCCAGCCUGGCCAGGUAGCCCGAGACCCCACAGACCCGCCUCAGUCCUGGCACCGGAGUCCAGGAGCUCAGACCCCACCCUGGCUCUUUCCUCUUCCCCACGGACCCCCAUGGUCCUGUGCACCUCUACCGUAAGAAGCAGGGUGCUGAAAAGGCCGGGCGGGGGGAUGCUCCCUCUCCGGUAGAGACCAGAGCUAUCUCUACGUUUAUAUAUUGGGGGGCGGGGAGCGGGACAGGGGAGAGCCCGCGGGGUGGCCCAGCUUCGCAGAGAUUAAAAGCCUGAGUCUGAGACUCGGCAAAAGUCGUGCCUGGGUGCCUGUGUGUGCGCGGGGGACCCCCAAGAGCUUCGUGGGGCUGGGGGCAGGAGGCGGCGGGGGUGGGGUCCACGCAGACCCCGCCCGGCGUCUUGGAACAUCCCUUGCAGCGCCGCUGCUCCCAUUGGCUGGGGCCCAGGGGUCCCAGCCAAUCCUGCCAGGGGUCGUGUUUCUCCUGGGCUGGACCCCCGAGACUCAGAAGCGAGGGGCGCCCCUGGACGGAGCCACAGGACAGCUGACCCAGUGACACGUUGACAUCACUCUGGAGCUGCCGCCUCCGUGGAUGUUGGAUGUUGAUUCCCAGAAGCCCCCCAAGGGGAAAUGGUCAACACCGCCCUUCGACCCGCGCUUCCCCAACCAGAACCAGACCCAAAACUGCUACCAGAACUUCCUGGACUACCACCGCUGCGUCAAGAGAAUGAACCGCCGCGGGAAGAGCGCGCAGCCCUGCCAGUAUUACUUCCGCGUGUUCCACUCGCUGUGCCCCAUGAGCUGGGUGCAGCGCUGGACCCAACAGAUCCAGGACGGGACCUUCGCGGGCAAAAUCUGACGGCCUGAGUGCCGCUCCUCCGAAGGAUCAGCGCUCUGACCGCACAUCCUGGCGUGUCGCGGAGACCCGGCCCCGGCUAUCCACUCCCCAGUCUGUGAGCCACCAAUAAAUCUCUGUUGCUGCUAUUUCUGCCUCAUAUCUGGCGUGGGGGCUGGAGAAGUCCUUCCUGUGUCAGUGCCCUGCAGCUAACACUACUGGUUCUGAUGAGGAGGGGGCAGGGAUGGAGGGAGGAUCGUCAGUCUCUGGGCAGGAUCGAGCCCAGCCCCUCCUGCCCCCGUUCCAGUGCCUCCAGCGGGCAGCGGCCGCCCGCCCAGGCUCCGUGGAGGACAGCACUUGCCCACGAGGGUGCUCCUGACUGUCCAUCCCCACGCCUGGUGCGCCCUUCAUCUCCUCCCUCAGGAUCUUCGCCUCUUACCUCCGCAGACUCCUUUGGGACUUGCAUUCCCAAGUUCUGGGGGGUUGUUUGGUUGUGUACCCCCCAGCGCUGACCCCAACCCUCCCUCCCCAGCUCCGGACCCGUCCCCAGCUCUUCACCACUCUCCAUCACUCCCCUGCCCCUGUCUGACUCCAUUUCCCUCCAAGUACACCCCGGUCUCACCCCGCGCGCCCCUCCCAACAGUCUUCUGCACGCCUGGCCUCGGCCUUCCAGCACCGUCCCCAGCCCGAGCAGUCUCCUCCGUGGGUCUCCAUAGAUACCUGUCACGUCAGUUUCUCCAGGAUGCUCCUCCAGGACAUCUGAGCUCCUGUCUGGAUAAUUCUUUGCUCCUGCCCCAUCCAGGCGC
Molecule: messenger RNA, 3738 nt
Organism: Mirounga angustirostris (Northern elephant seal)
Lineage: Eukaryota; Metazoa; Chordata; Mammalia; Carnivora; Phocidae
Product: cytochrome c oxidase subunit 6B2-like
Exons: 4
Coding region: 2690-2956 (88 amino acids)
Cellular component (GO): mitochondrial crista; nucleus; respiratory chain complex IV
Source: RefSeq, a predicted model, not a curated record